AACAAUCUAUACAGGAAAUGCGCCAUAUGUUGUCUAUGCUCGAGAUUAAUGAAAAAAGUGAAUAAAGCGGUAACAAUAGCGAUAUGUUGAGCCAUCUGGUUACAUUUUGGUAUUAAACGAAAGUAAUUGAUUUUAGAGAGUUUUGUGAUGCUUUAUCAUAGGCUGCGAAUUUAUAGACAGCAACGAGUGAUUGUUAGAGAGAAUAUGACUUCUUUGAGUUAAAUUGUUGCCAGUUCAGAACCCUGGACGGCACCAUCACUGAUUCCAUUACUGAGUUCACUCACUGGUUGAAUUUCUUACUGGUGGGUUCAUGUUAUAUGAAUACAGGUCCAGCAAAGCUCUCCUGUUCGUGUUACUCUCAAUUAGCCUACUCACCCAAAACACUAAUAGAAACCAGUUGGUCUACUAGCCCAUAGAACCCAGUAAAUGUUUGCUGAGUGGGAACUGCUCACAAUGCUGUUUCUAUUAUCCACACUACAUGAAGUUACGCCUCUUUUGCAUGUUGAUUGGUUGACAUUAUGGCAGGAAAUAUUCCCAUAAAACAAAGCAAUGAGACAAUGACUGCAGGAAAGAAAACAUCACUAAAUAGUCUGAAAAUGCAGGACCAUUCUAUGUCCUAUUAAAAUUAAUCCUAUUCUAUUGAAUGUUGAUAAAACCAAAUGUAAUGUAAUUCAUGUAUAACAUUGGUGAUCAUGAAGGAAUGUCAGUUUUACUCUGCACACAGUAUUUCUUGAAGUAUAUAUACAUUAUAAUUAACAAAAUCCUAUGAAUAAAAUGUUUGAAAUUCCAGUCUAUUCCUCAUGGGGUCACUGUUGAGCUUGACUUGCUUCAAAGCAGCACCAAUCAUAUCCUGACACGAGUAGUCUCCAUAUUUGUUGUGUGCUUUCACAUACGUUCAUCACCACAAAAGACAUUGAGACAGAAUAUACCUAUAACUCCAGAAUGCAUUCUUACAACAUAUAAACCCAAUAAGAUAUUUCAAUGAGUUAUUACAUCCUUUAAUCAAGGUACAAAAGGAAUAUAAAAUGUAGGCUAUAACAAAAUGUAAUCAACUGAAUGAGUCCCCCCAUUCAAAGGCAUAUCAAUCAAUACAAAUUCUAAAUGUUCUCAUUUUUAAAGAGAGAAUUUAAAAGUUUUAUUUAUUUAUUUUUAAGUGACUUUAUAUGUGUCAGGUCCUGAGUGUUGAGUGUGCUCAUUUGUGUCCAGACUCUUCAGCAUGCUCAGGCAAGAUUGUUUCUCAGGGCAGUAGCAUUUCCAGGACUUAGGAGCCUUUGUCUGGCCAUCAACAAAAGCCUUUGGAUUAAUGGUGAGGCUGGCUCACAGUACAGCUGUGUGCGUGUAUGGGCAGGUCAGUGGAAUGAUUGGAGCACCAGUGGGCUAAGCACUCGAAAAAAUGCAGUUUGGUGAGAUUGUAGAUUAAGAGCGAGGGAGGGGCUGAGGACAGGUGCUGACUUCCAGAGAGGGGAGAGUCUCUGUUAAAUUAACUUGUGUGUUGGUUAAUCUAUACUACAAUCCUGUUUAUUCCUGAAAUAGCUAGUCUUCUGGAUGAGUGAAGUAGAUGCUUGGUUGGGUGGUGCAGGGACAGUCAUAGAACAAUUUACCAUUAUUUUCCUUCUCUGAGGUACCUACCUGUGAUCACACACUUCCUGCAACAAUAACAAAAACAUCUAAAAUGGGGGAGGUUGUGAUCGGAUCAACCAAUGACAAUGCAGGAAUACAUUUUCCUGAAAGACACUGCAGCUCUGUACAGCCUUCUGAUACGUUACCUGGGCAAGCUCUAGCCAAGCAUCUCAUUGCCUUUCCAUUACCAACCAGAACUUAGGCUCAUUGUGUCCUCUAAGCUCGAACAGACAAGGUGGUCCUCUAUAGUUGGCUUUAUUCACAGACAAAGACAAUUAAGGAGCCAUGGCUGUUGCAAAUUUCCAAUACAUAACUCGGAUGAGCAGUGGUUUCAAAGUCUACAUCUUGGAAGGUCAGCCCAACCAAAGAAGUGAAGAUAGAUUCAGGCAUAUGGCCAAUGAGAGAGUUCGAGUGCCCCAAGUGCAUCCGGUCAAGCGCAAGCACAGCUUUGAGUGUGGUCUAACAUUGGAAGAAAGGCGAGAAAGUGCACAAAGCAGGAGCAACAUGAGAAGGCCAACUGUGUUUAGUGUUCCCCAGAGUCCCACAUCCUCCUGGAGCCCAACCCCCAGCCCCACAGGUCAUCUGCCCUGCCAUGUGUAUCCCACACCACCUAUCGAUGAGCCACUGGACCUAAUUAAGAAACCAAGGAAACAGCCUGAGAGGACAGAAGAGAAAACCAAAAGCACUACAGCCAUCAAUCAGAUGCGUCCUUCUGUGAUCACCUGUGUGUCCUCCACAAGAAAGCCCACCUGCAGAUCUGAGGUCGGCAGCAGUAGCCACUCCUCCACAGUGUUAUCUAAGCACAGCUAUGACCAUGUUGUGGAGGAACAUUUCAAGAGAAGCCUGGGGAUGGACUACCAAAUGGCCAGCUCCCGCCAGCUCUCCAUCAGCGUCUCUGUGGAUGACCAUUUUGCCAAGGCCUUGGGAGAAAAGUGGUUUCAGAUCAAAUCAAAAUCCUCCUCAUGCUCCUCGUCUACAUCCUCUCCACCCAGCAGCCCAAGUGUCACUCACUCCCCCAGCUACGGCCACAGCCCAAACCAAGCUCCCAAAGAGUCUCCAAGUACCACCACUCCCACCUCCACCUUCUGGUCAGUCAAAUAAAACUACAGAGAGCUUUCCUGGAGAAAGAGUGAACUUUGAGACAUAGUAUUUAAUGCGAUACAGCGGCAGAUCCAUGCUUUUCAAGGAAUAAGAGCACCAAGGAGAUAACGUUGGUGAAAGUGUAGACUCGAGAACAGGAAUGUAGGAAUACUAAGCUACUCUAUAUGGUUGAACCAUUGAGUGCAUCUCCAUGAGUCUAUUCCCUGCCAGUGGAAAGGGAAGUUAUUUCAAUUUCAGGGGACAAGCAAAUGUUGCAGUGAUGUCUUAUUUCUCAAUUUCUGUCCCAGCCUAUCCCAGCCUUUUCAAUAGCAUAUCUAUCUCUGAAUAGAUGGUGAUGUGGGAUGAUAGUUGGAGAAAAGAAAUGUGCCAUUAUAUUUCAUUAAAUGUGCCAUAUUUCAUUUCAUUCGGUGAAGAUGCCACUACUUUCGUGAUACUGUAUUUAUACUAUAUGUUUUUUAACGAACCUGGAUCCUAUUUUCAGUCUAAUAAAUUAUCUACUGUAUAUAGUGCUAACACAUUCACCAAAUCUGUUCAAUACAGUAACUUCACGUUUUUGUAUAAACUAUGGACAUCUCAAAAGGAAAAACCUAUUUGUGUUGGGAUAUUGCAAGUUAUUCCAUUAGCUUUAUGAAUUAAAACUUAAGCUAACCUUAUUAUUGUAUAAAAAAUAAACCUGGAGAUUUCAUAAAAAAAUGUUUGUGCAAUUUAUACGUUAUGUACUUGUUAAAAAAAAAUGUAAUGCUUAGAAAACGGUUGAAAUGCGUGUACAAAACAUGAGGAACACCUUCCUAAUAUUGAAUUGCACCCACAGUCUCUCUUUGUCGGCGCACUUGGGACCUACUACCAUACCCCGUUCAAAGGCACUUAAAUCUUUUGUCUUGCCCAUUCAUCCUCUGAAUGGCACACAUACACCAUCCAUGUUACAACUGUCUCAAGUCUUAAAAAUCAUUCUUUAACCUGUCUCGUCCCCUUCAUCAACACUGAUUUGAAGUGGCUUUAACAGGUGACAUCAAUAAGGGAUCAAAGCUUUCACCUUGAUUCACCUGGUCAGUCUAUAUGGAAAGAUCCUAAUGUUUUGUACACUCAUUCAGUUCAUUAUCAUUACCUUCCUUGAGUCUAUGAUUGUAAUUGUUGUACAUAAGUUUUUAAUAAAAUACC
Messenger RNA from Salvelinus fontinalis (brook trout), 3879 nucleotides. Its product is annotated as transcription cofactor vestigial-like protein 4. Gene Ontology annotation, biological process: negative regulation of DNA-templated transcription. Lineage: Eukaryota; Metazoa; Chordata; Actinopteri; Salmoniformes; Salmonidae. The record is from RefSeq and is a predicted model, not a curated record. The transcript is spliced from 5 exons. Gene Ontology annotation, molecular function: transcription coactivator binding. Bases 1906 to 2721 code for a protein of 271 amino acids.